Messenger RNA from Eruca vesicaria subsp. sativa (arugula), 2668 nucleotides. Lineage: Eukaryota; Viridiplantae; Streptophyta; Magnoliopsida; Brassicales; Brassicaceae. The record is from the annotation of a GenBank genome assembly.
UUACGAACUUACGACUUUGAGUUUCUAAACUGUUUUAUAAAGAUGGAGCACAUAGAGAUAAUAGAUGUUCAUAUUAUGUAAAAAAGUUGGGUUUCUUGACCCAUAACAAAAAAAAAAAUGCUGUUCCAUCCUCUUCGUAUCUUCUUUUUUCUUUUUCUCUCUUCCCUUUGUAUACAACAAAUCAAAGCUGCUGAAAGUGGCUUAGGUGGUCAUAUCAAAGUAGACCCUAACCUCAAGUUCGAGAACCCAAGGCUACGUCAAGCAUACAUUGCUCUCCAAUCAUGGAAACUAGCAAUCUUCUCUGACCCUUUCAACUUCACAGCUAACUGGAACGGGUCAGAUGUUUGCUCAUACAAUGGAAUCUACUGUGCUCCUCUCCCUGGCUCAUACAACAAAACAAGAGUCGUUGCUGGCAUUGACCUUAACCAUGCUGACAUGGCUGGUUACUUACCAUCCGAGCUUGGUCUCCUUUGUGACCUCGCUCUCUUCCACCUUAACUCAAACCGUUUCUGCGGUGAAGUCCCUCUUACAUUCAACCGCAUGAAGCUACUCCACGAGCUUGAUCUUAGCAACAACCGAUUCGUCGGUAAGUUCCCUAAGGUUGUCCUCUCGUUACCAUCCCUCAAGUUCUUGGAUCUUCGCUUCAACGAGUUCGAAGGCAAGAUCCCUUGGAAGCUCUUCGAUAAAAACCUCGACGCUAUAUUCUUGAACCAUAACAGGUUCCGGUUUGGGAUCCCCGACAACAUGGGGAACUCUCCGGUCUCAGCUCUGGUUCUCGCCGACAACGAUCUUGGAGGUUGCAUACCGGGAAGUAUCGGUCAAAUGGGGAAAACACUCAACGAGAUUAUCCUCUCUAACGAUAACUUAACCGGUUGUUUACCUCCUCAGAUAGGUAACCUCAAGAAAGUGACGGUUUUCGACAUUAGUUCAAACCGUCUACGUGGUCCGUUACCGUCUAGCGUUGGUAACAUGAAGAGUUUAGAAGAGCUCCACGUGGCGAACAAUGGUUUCACGGGUGUUAUUCCUCCGAGUAUCUGCCAGCUUCCGAACCUUGAGAACUUUACUUACCAUUCCAACUUCUUCACCGGUCGUGCUCCUAUAUGCGCGGCUCUAUCGGCGGCUGACGCUAUUGUGAACGGUUCCAUGAAUUGUUUAACCGGUUUGGCUCGUCAGAGAUCGGUUAAGGAGUGUUUAUCUUUGUUGGCUCGUCCUGUUGAUUGUAGUAAGUUUGGUUGUAAUAAUAUUUUCUCUCCACCGCCACCACCAACGUUCAAAAUGUCACCUGUUGUUAGGAGACUCCCUCCACCGGUUUAUGUUUACAAGUCGCCUCCACCACCGGCGUCUAAGAUGUCUCCCACCGUUAGAGCUUACUCUCCCCCACCUCCACCGUUGUCUAAGAUGUCGCCUACCGUGAGAGCUUACUCUCCGCCUCCACCACCAUCACCAUCUCCUCCACCGCCUUACGUAUACUCCCCUCCUCCACCACCUCCUUACGUAUACUCGCCUCCCCCUCCACCGCCUUACGUGUACUCGCCUCCUCCUCCACCUCCUCCAAGUCCACCACCGCCCUAUGUAUACUCAUCUCCACCUCCACCUCCUCCAAGUCCACCACCGCCUUAUGUGUACUCAUCUCCACCUCCACCUCCUCCAAGUCCACCACCACCGUAUGUGUACUCAUCUCCACCACCGCCUCCUCCAAGUCCACCACCGCCUUACGUGUAUUCAUCUCCACCUCCGCCUCCUCCAAGUCCACCACCACCGUGUCCUGAAUCAUCUCCGCCACCGCCUGUUGUAUAUUACACACCAGUGACACAAAGUCCACCACCACCAUCACCAGUAUACUAUGCGCCGGAAACACAAAGCCCUCCACCGCCAACACCAGUAUACUAUCCACCCGUAACACAAAGUCCACCACCACCAUCACCGGUAUACUAUGCACCAGAAACACAAAGCCCUCCACCGCCAACACCAGUAUACUAUCCACCGGAAACACAAAGCCCACCACCACCGCCAACUCCAGUAUACUAUCCAUCAGAAACACCAAGCCCACCACCGCAAUCACCAGUUUACUAUCCAUCAGAAACACAAAGUCCACCACCACCCUCACCAGUUUACUAUCCAUCGGAAACACAAAGUCCACCACCGCCAUCACCAGUUUACUAUCCAUCAGAAACUCAAAGCCCACCACCGCCAUCACCAGUUUACUAUCCAUCAGAAACACCAAGUCCACCACCACCCUCACCAGUUUACUAUCCAUCAGAAACACAAAGUCCUCCACCACCAACUGAGUACUACUCACCAAGCCAGUCUUCUCCACCAGCAAAGGGAUGUACAGACAACCAUCCUCCACCAACACCUCCUACUUACCAACCAACUCCUGAAUAUUCAUACACAUCAUCACCACCACCGCUUCCUUCCUAUCCCGAGACAUCUCUUCCACCGAUUCCAAGUGUCUCGUAUGCUUCGUCUCCUCCUCCUACUCCGUCUUACUACUAGUUUCAAAUAAUUGAGAAAAAAAAAUGCAUUGCCUUAUGAACACUCACAAUUACAUUCUUUUGCCUGCGAGACUUUUAAUUUGUGUGUUUGUUUAUUUAUAAAGAAAAAACAUUCGAGUUAACUUUUUCUAUUUUCAUAUUUUUCUUUUGCAUAUUUUGUUGUUUUUUUUUUC